Molecule: messenger RNA, 1697 nt
Organism: Aethina tumida (small hive beetle)
Lineage: Eukaryota; Metazoa; Arthropoda; Insecta; Coleoptera; Nitidulidae
Product: T-complex protein 1 subunit beta-like
Exons: 1
Coding region: 31-1632 (533 amino acids)
Biological process (GO): protein folding
Cellular component (GO): cytosol; chaperonin-containing T-complex
Molecular function (GO): ATP hydrolysis activity; ATP-dependent protein folding chaperone; ATP binding
Source: RefSeq, a predicted model, not a curated record
UCAAGUCCCGUUAAUGAUUUAAAAAAUAAAAUGGUAUCUUUAAAUCCUGUUAGAAUACUCGCCGAGAAUGCUGAGGAGCAGAAACGUGAGACGGCUCGAUUCAGUGGUUUCGCCGCAGCGAUCGCAAUUGGAGAUUUGGUUAAGUCCACCUUAGGACCUAAAGGUAUGGAUAAAAUUUUGUUAUCAUCUGGUCGAUGUUCGGGACAAGUUCAAAUUACGAACGACGGGGCCACUAUUUUAAAAUCAGUCAGCGUAGAUAAUCCGGCUGCCAAAAUUUUGAUCGACUUGUCAAAGGUGCAGGACAAAGAUGUCGGGGACGGGACCACUUCAGUAGCAGUGUUCGCCUCUGAAUUGCUAAAAGAAGGUAAACAUCUGAUCGAAGCGAAAUUGCACCCCCAGACUAUUAUCUCUGGAUGGAGGAAGGCUACGGAAGUUGCUAUCGAAGCACUUACGGAGAGUGCAAUAGACAUUCGCAUGGACGACUCCGAAGGCUUUUGGAAUGAUUUGAAAAAUGUUGCUAAAACAACGUUAAGCUCCAAAAUUCUAUCGUUACAUAUGGAUCAUUUUGCAUCUUUAGCUGUUAAUGCGUUCAUUCGUCUGAAUGGUUCAGAAGAUUUAGACAAUAUUCAGAUAAUUAAAAAAGUUGGUGGUACGUUAAAAGACUCGUUUUUAGACGAGGGCUUCUUAUUAGAUAAAAAGCCUGGCGUGUUUCAACCCAAACGAGUUGAAAAUGCAAGAGUUUUGCUGGCGAAUAUAGCUAUGGACGCUGAUAGACCGAAGGUAUUCGGUUCAAACGCAUGUGUUAAGUCCAUUGCUGGAAUGGCCGACAUGGAGGGAGCUGAGAAACAGUACAUGCGUGAAAAAAUCUCUCAAAUAUUGAAACACAAGCCGAAUGUUUUCAUCAACAGACAACUGAUUUAUAACUAUCCCGAACAAUUAUUUGCUGAUGCCGGCGUAAUGGCCAUCCAGCAUGCAGAUUUUGAAGGGAUAGAACGUCUCGCCUUAGUAACAGGCGCCGAGAUUACUUCCAAUUUUGAUACGGACAUAAAGUUGGGUAGCUGUGAACUUGUUGAACAAGUCGAGAUUGGAGGAGACACGCUACUGCGCUUCUCGGGGGUCCCAGAGAGCGAAGCUUGUUCGGUGGUGAUCAGGGGCGCAACACAGCAAAUACUGGACGAAGCUGCCCGUUCCCUGCACGACGCACUGUGCGUUUUACUCGCUACAUUAAGGGAAAACAAGUUCGUUUACGGUGGUGGCUGUAGUGAAACCAUUAUGGCGAUCGCCAUUAGAAAUAAAGCCGCCUUAACAUCAAACAAAGAAGCCCUUGCGAUGGAAUCCUACGCAAAUGCACUCCUUCGACUUCCUCAGAUCAUGUCCGAUAAUGGUGGUUACGACUCCGUCAACUUAGUACGUCAACUGAUUGCAGCUCACAGUUCUGGAGCAGAUACAAGCGGGAUUAAUAUGGAAAAGGGCGCAGUGGGUGACAUGAAAGAUUUGAGUAUUAUCGAAUCGUAUGCCGUUAAAAAGCAAAUGGUACUUUCCGCAUCUGAAGCUGCAGAAAUGCUGGUACGCGUUGAUAAUGUUAUGAAAGCAGCACCAAGAAAAGCGAAUCUUAACAGAGGGCAUUGUUAAAGAAGACGAAGCUUGCUUCACUUACUAUUUUCUAAAUUGUAUGAGUGUUAUAAUAUAUAUUUCAU